AUGGCUACUUCCAGCACUGCUGGCGAGGUAGAUGCCUUGCUCAGCGACCACUCCACAUCAAAUCGCGGACCCGAGAUGCUGGGAGCAUGUAUUACUAGCAUGAUCUUCUGUGUCAUAGGGUUGAGCAUCCGUGUGUGGGCACAAUCGCUCAUUCACAGGAUCUGGACGGCAGAUUGUAUUCUCAUCAUUCUCGCGGCCAUUUUCACCCUGGCGACCGCGGGCUGUGUGAUUGCCGCAGUGGCUAGCGGCAUGGGUCAGCAUGCAUACUGGGUCAUCAGCGAAGACCCGCAUCCUCCAGAGCGAAUGGCAUUUGUAGUGGAGAUGUCGUACAUCAUAACGAUAAUCCAAGCCCCCGCACUCAUGUUCACCAAGUUGUCAGUCUUAGUGUUUUACCAACGGGCCUUCUCGACCAUUGUUCGAGGGGUUCGCUGGACCAUCUGGGGGCUCUUUGCCUUCUGCCUUGGCUUGGGAGUCGCCUCGACGAUCGUCUUCGUCUGUGCCUGCUUGCCACCACAGAUGUUCUGGCUUCGUGUCUACCCCAUCUUCGGCUACGAGGCGCCUCAGCCCCUGGAAGAUUAUACGUGCAUGCCUCAAAGGACCCAUCUGUGUAUUCCGCUUCUGCUUGAUUUGUUUUCCGAACUAAUUCUGCUCGGUAUUCCGGCGGUGGUCUUGUGGAACCUCCAGAUGGCCCUCCGCCGGAAAAUCAUCAUCAUCUUCACCUUCUCACUUGGAUUGUUUGUUACGGCGAUUUCAGCCGUGCGCUUCUACUAUGCCUGGACCAUGGUACUUGGGGGCGAUAUGACAUGGGCAGAUACAGACACCUGCAUUUGGACCACAGUGCAGCUCUGCUUCGGUAUCGUGACCGCAUGCAUCCCCGCCUCGGCUCCCUUGUUGCGACUCCGCCAAACUCCCAACCCCCGCCCAUGGAACAAGCAGGGAGGAUACAUGCUAUCGAUUAACUACGCAUCCAACAGUAGAAAGCGGAAGGACAUGGGGACGGAAAGCAUGCUGGACCUUCAGAGAAGCCCCGAGGAUGAUGUUGAGGACUCUGCGACCCGAGGCACGAGUUGGGAAACACCGCCAUCACACGAAUUACAAAAGAUUGAGGUGGUCCGGAAGGUGGAGAUCCAUCAUGGUCCGUGA
Messenger RNA from Aspergillus welwitschiae, 1143 nucleotides. RefSeq lists its product as uncharacterized. The record is from RefSeq and is a predicted model, not a curated record. NCBI's taxonomy places the organism in Eukaryota, Fungi, Ascomycota, Eurotiomycetes, Eurotiales, Aspergillaceae. Bases 1 to 1143 code for a protein of 380 amino acids. The transcript has 2 exons.